AUGAAUGAACACUCACCAAACACUUUGGUGUGGGUUCCAGACGAUGAAUUGGUUUUCGCUAAAGCUCAUUUCUUAACCUCAAACGACGAUGCCAAGACUGCCAAUGUUCAAUUGGAGUCUUCACAGGAGAUCAGACAGGUGCCUCUUGAUCAAGUACAUGCGGUGAAUCCUGCCAAUUUUGACAAAAUCGAUAACAUGUCCGAACUGACUCACUUGAACGAACCUGCAGUACUUUACAACCUUGAGAACAGGUAUCUGGAUGACAUGAUAUACACAUACUCCGGGCUGUUCCUCGUUGCUAUUAACCCAUAUUCUGACAUCCCCAUCUACAACCAAGAGUACAUUGAUCGGUACAACAACUGUGAAACUCAUAGAGGUGAGGCUAAAGUGAAACCGCAUAUUUUCGCGGUAGCCGAGGAAGCAUACCAAAGUCUGUUGAGCGAAAAGGAGAACCAAACCAUUUUGGUAACGGGGGAAUCCGGUGCAGGGAAGACUGAAAAUACAAAGAAAAUCCUUCAGUAUCUUGCCGCUAUCACUUCAAGGGAUGAACCCUCCCUGACGGCAUCUUUGCAAGGCGGUGGGAAAAGUUUCGAAAUGAAAAUUUUGCAAAGUAACCCGAUAUUGGAGGCGUUUGGGAAUUCACAAACUGUAAGGAACAAUAACUCAUCGCGUUUUGGGAAAUUCAUCAAAAUUGAGUUUGAUGAGAGGGGGAGGAUUAAUGGUGCCCACAUCGAGUGGUAUUUGUUUGAGAAAUCAAGGGUUGUUAAUCAACACAAGGAGGAACGAAACUACCACAUCUUCUAUCAGUUUUUGACAGGUAUCAGCUCCCAUGAGCUAAAUAAGAAAUAUAAACUACCGACGAAUUCCAUUGGCGCAUAUAAUUACUUAGCCCACUCCAACCAAACGAUACAGGGUGUAGAUGAUCAGGAAAACUUUGUACAACUGUUACUUGCAUUCAAAACGGUUGGAAUAUCUGAAGAAGAAAUUGAACAGAUGUUCAAAAUAAUUGCCAUCAUCUUACAUAUAGGGAACAUUGAAUUUUCUUCAGAAAAGGCUGAACAGGCUUCCUUUAAAAAUGAGACUACAGAUUUAACCGAGUUGCUAGGUGUUACAAAUGAGGAGUUUACUCACGCUAUUUUAAGACCAAAAUACAAAGCUGGUAAAGACUGGGUGUCAAAAUCAAAAAAUUCGACUCAAGCUCGGUUUGUACUGAACUCACUGGCAAGAAAAUUGUACGAGAAUAUGUUUGCGUACAUCGUUGAAAGAAUAAAUAGAUCCUUGGACCACGGAUCAAUGACAGCAAAUUACAUUGGGUUGCUGGAUAUUGCAGGCUUUGAAAUAUUCAAGCAUAACUCCUUUGAACAGCUUUGUAUCAACUACACAAAUGAAAAGUUACAGCAGUUUUUCAAUCAUCACAUGUUUGUCCUAGAACAGAGUGAAUACGUCAAGGAAAACAUACAGUGGGAAUAUAUCGAUUACGGGAAAAACCUACAAUCUACCAUUGAUCUCAUAGAACAGAAGAGCGUCCCGUCUGGCAUAUUGCCUCUACUAGAUGAAGAAUCCAUUCUCCCUAAAAGUACAGACAAAUCUUUUUUCGAAAGGCUAAUUACCAGCUGGGAGAAAAAGUCAGAUCGGUUCAAAAGAUCAAAGCUUGAAGAUUGCUUUAUCUUGAAACAUUAUGCAGGAGACGUGGAAUAUAAUGUCGAUGGCUGGUUGUCAAAAAAUAAAGAUCCUUUGAAUGAAAACCUACUAUCGGUGAUGUCCAGCUCGACCAACACGCUGGUUUCAAGUUUUUUCAGUAUUGAAGAUAGCUCGGAUAAACAAGGAAGAGUAUCAGGCAGGUCAUUGAGAACUGCUUCUGCACGUCACAGGGAACAACAGAUAUCACUCCUAAAUCAACUAGGGCACUCACAUCCUCACUUUGUUCGAUGCAUCAUUCCCAACAAUCUCAAGAUGGCCAAAAGAUUUGACCGGAAUUUGAUUUUGGAACAGCUGCGUUGCAAUGGUGUCCUGGAAGGUAUCAGAAUUUCGAGAGAGGGUUAUCCCAAUAGGAUUCUGUUUGCAGAGUUCCUUGAAAGGUAUAAUUUACUGAUGAAGGAAGAAGAAUACAAAGGUGUAGACCAAAAGAAACAGUGCGAAAUUAUCCUGUCGCAUCUCCACUUGGAUCCAACACUAUUCAAAGUGGGAAAAAGUAAGCUAUUCUUUAAAGCAGGUGUUCUGGCUAAUAUGGAGGUCGAACGCGAAUGUAUAUUGCGCUCCAUAUCCGUCCUCCUAAAUUCACGUAUAAGAGGGUGUUCGGCAAGAAAAAUGGCAAAACAAAAACUGAAAAAGCUGACGGCUGCCAAAAUGGUUGGAGAGUCUUUCCGACGGUACAAUACUCUAAUGGAAGAUCCGUGGUAUAAUUUGUUUAUUAGGAUCAAACCUUUGUUAUCAUCGACAGAGGACACAUUGAAGUCAAGGAAAUUCAUAGCCGAAAUAAAAGCUAUGGAGGAAAAGCUUAUGGAAAGUCAGAAACAAAGCAAUGAAUUUCUUAAGAAAAAUAGCGAAGUUAAUGACCAGUUGAACGAAACGAGAAAGUUGUUGAAGCAAGAAACUGAAAAACUUAAAGAACAUGAAAGAACCUUGGUUGACAACGAAGCUAAAAAAGAGCUUUUGAAAGUUCAGUUGGAUGAAGCCCUUGUUUUGCAUGAAAAACUUGAUAAUGAGAAAAAGGAAAUUUUGAAGAAUUACGAAGAGGCAGACGCUAAAGUUGCGUCUUUGCAGAAUUCACUCUCAGAAAAGGGGAAAGAACUUGAUUGGCUGCAGUUAAGGAAAUCGGAGUUAGAAGCUGAACUUAGAACUCUGAAGGAUAGCAUCACGUCCGAAGAACAAUCUCAAAGCCACUUGAUGAAGGAGAAUGAAAAACUCACAGAGCAGAUUGUUUUGCUCCAAAAAGAGUCAGCGGCCAAAGAGGACCAGAUAAGAAAUCUAAAAGAAAAAGUGGAGAUAUCUGGAAAGGGUUUAGAGAGCAAACUAGAGCUUUUGGAGAAGAGUUGUGAUGCUUCGAUGACCAAACUAAAAGUUUUGAUUGAUGAGAACGUCCGCUUGAAUGCCCAGAUCAAUUCAGUGAAAAAAGAAAAAACAGAAUUAGUCGGAAAGCUGAGAUCGAAGGAUGCCGAGUUGACCAAAUUAAAUCAAAAGGCCAGUCUUCACAGCACUGAACUUGAAAAUAUUUCUGCUCAAAGAGAUCAAGCAAUUAAAAAAAACCAACAAACAGCGUUAGUACUGAAAAACACCAAGAAGGAUUUUGAGCUACUAAAAACAAACUACACCUCCCUGCAAAAUAGAUAUGACAGCCAAAAAGAAGUUCAAAUUCAGACGGAAAAACAACUUAGCAUGGAAAAGGAUGACUCUAGGGUACAUGACCUCGAGAGAAGGCUUGACCAAGAGAUUUCAUUAAACGAAUAUCUGCAUCAACAACUUUCAACAAAAGAUAAAAUCAAUAUAGGCAUUCCUUCAGCUUCAUUUCUUUUUAAACCGGAAAUGAGCAAAGAAGAGCUAGUGAUGGGAUGUAACGAAAUCAUUGUAAAGUUGGAUGAUACGUCGAAGAAGCUGCAAGCCGAAAUUGAAGAAAAGAAAAAUCUCAUUUCCAAAUUACGUUUUGCAGAAACGAGACUUGCAUCAUCUUCGUUUGAUUUUCAGAAUGCAAAUGCCCAAGUGAACAAACUGAAGGAAAUAAUAGAAAAAUCGAAUCUGAACGUUGAUUUGGACAAGGAACUGGGUGAAAGUACACUGACAGAUAUUAAUGUCGAAAAGCUUGUACUUGAAGUUCAAUAUCUUAGAAGACAAUUGGAAGUUGAGAAAAAUGUACGCACAAAUGCAGAAAAUGUGACAAAAGCUCUUCACCAGAAAUUUGACAAAAUACAAAAAGUUGAUUCCACUUCCAAUAUCUACAAACUGAAGUUCGAAGCAAGUGAAGAACGUAUAAAAUCUCUAGAAUCGAAACUGCAUUCCGGGGUUUUACGGGAUAAAACAAACACAUUAAACGCUGGUAACAUUUUCCGAAAUAGAGAUAACGCUGCAAAAUAUGAGGAGGAGAUUCGUUUCCAGAAAAUUGAAAAUUACAAGCUUCAAGAGCAUCUUAACGAAACAAAUAAACAAAUAACCAGUUUGUCUUUUGAAAUAAAGCAAUAUGGGUCCAAAGAGAAGAUGCUAGAAAACCACAUUGACGUAUUAAAGCAGGAUUUGGAAGAUGCUGAGAAACAAAAAGAAUUGCUAAACUUGUCGUUAAAACAACAACGAAUCCAGUACGAAAAGUGCGUCGCCGACCUGCAAGAGAACGAAGUCCAGCUUCGAGACUACAUACAUGCUCUGAAACAAGCUGAAGAUGAUGUAAAAAGUAUGGCAGAUGUCAUAGACAAGUUGAAGACUCAAAACAAAGAAAAAGACAAAAUAAUCUGGGAGAAAGAGACAGCACGGAACGAGAUCGAAAUGAAGCUUGAAGAUAAUAUAUUGGAAUAUAAACGAGUUCAGGACCUAAACGCACUUUUGAACUCAGAUUUGGCACAUCUCAGAGGAGCAUUGUCCGAAGUUAGAGACACUUCACAGUAUACCAAUGAAAUUGAGGGACUCAAGCAAGAGAUUGAAUCUAGCAAUAAAAGAGAGACUACUUUGAAGAAGGAAAUUUCAACGUUGAGAUACAAACUGGAAACAACUACGAAUAAUUCUGAAGCAAAGAUUGUUGAUCUAAUAAAGCAAUUGGAACAUUACUCGCAUCUAGCAGAGGUACUCAGUAAUGAAAGAGAUGUUGCGGAUGCUGCAGAAAAGGAAUUGCGGAAGGAAUACGAUGACUUGACCAUGAAAUCGAAUUCCCUGACUUCCAAGGUUGAAUCGUUAGCUGAUGAACGGUCGCAGCUUCUCUCUGAUAUUGACCAACUGAGAAAGAAGCUAGAUGAGUCCAGUGAUAAGUUCAGUAAUUCAGUGAGAGAGAAACAUGACAUUAAUGGACAGAUUAAGUAUUUAGAAGAGACUUUGGCACUUCAAAAGGAACAAAAUAUCCGCAACGAGGAACUGGUUCAAAAGUUGCAGGCAGAGAUGGAGGAUUAUAGAGAGAAGUUUGAGGCUGAAAAGCAUGCCAAUAUUGAACUUCAUGAAGAUCAUCAAACUUUGGUUAAGGUAAGCACCCAGCUCAAAGAGAAAAUCGCAACACUUCAAGAGCAGUUGAAUGAUACAACACAGAAGGAUGGUUGGAUUGCUAAAAUUCAGGAGAUGGAUCGGAUGCUUGCCGAGGAAACUGAAGUGAAAUAUGAAGAGAUGAAGAAGAAUAAAAAUCUUGAACUCAUAGUCGAAGAUCUGAAAACCAAGAACCAGCAGCAAAGUGAUGUAAUUCAAAUGGCUAACGAGGAUAGACAGCAGUUUGAAAAUAAUAUGCUACAAUACAACGGACAAGUUAGUGAAUUGGAGAAGUUAAUCUCUAAACAGGAGCUUGACCUUAAAAAGUUUGUAAGGGACAAUUCUUACUACCAGGACAGAGUUUCAGAUUUGGAGAAGGAGUUGAACUUUUGGAAAGCGAAGGCUGGUGGCGAGAGUAACGGCAUGAGGAUGUCAAUGGAGGCGUCGAAUGAAAAAGUAUAUGGUUAG
Huiozyma naganishii CBS 8797 is the source of this 5619-nucleotide messenger RNA. It is a transcript of the gene MYO1, whose product is annotated as myosin 1. Gene Ontology annotation, molecular function: microfilament motor activity; actin filament binding; ATP binding. NCBI's taxonomy places the organism in Eukaryota, Fungi, Ascomycota, Saccharomycetes, Saccharomycetales, Saccharomycetaceae. Gene Ontology annotation, biological process: actin filament organization; vesicle transport along actin filament. Bases 1 to 5619 code for a protein of 1872 amino acids. Gene Ontology annotation, cellular component: myosin complex; vesicle; actin cytoskeleton. The transcript has a single exon. The record is from RefSeq and is a predicted model, not a curated record.